AUGGAUUCACUUCAGACCGGACAGAUGCUGAGCGUGACCGCCGAGCUCGGCGGCAACAACUUAGAACUGGCGGAGCCGGCGGCAUCCGCGACCCGCGCAGGCAUGGGCCCCCAGCCGGGGGCGGCUACGGAAGGCUCCGCACCUUUGGCCACUCGGGAGCCGGAGCCGGAGGAGCCGCCUCCGAGUCCCUCGACCCCCGAGUACAAAGUCCUGCUCGAGCAGGCUGACGCCCUGGCGUCCGGGGGCCGCCUCCGGGAAGCCUUCGAGGUGUACCGACAGCUCUCCGAGCGGCAGCAGCUGGUGGCCGAGCAGCUGGAACAACUGGUGCGCUGCCUGGCCCAGAACGUCCCGCAGGGCGAGGUGCUGCCGCCGGCGCCCCCGGACGGGAGCGGAGCGGCGAGCUGUGAGGCGGCGGUGGGAGAGGCAGGGACGCCAGCGGCCGCUGCCGCCACCGAGGUAUGGGACGGCUUCAAGUGCAGGAAGUGCCAUGGGUUUUUGUCAGACCCCGUGUCCUUGUCGUGCGGCCACACCUUCUGUAAGUUGUGCCUGGAGCGCGGGCGGGCAGCCGACCGGCGCUGCGCCCUGUGCGGGGUCAAGCUCUCGGCACUGAUGGUGGCCGCCGGGAGGGCGCGCGCGGUCCGGCGAGCGCCGCCGCCGCCGCCGCCGCCGCUACGGGUCAACGUGGUGCUCAGCGGCCUCCUGGGCAAGCUGUUUCCCGGCCCCGCACGGGCGUCGCAACUCCGGCACGAGGGCAACCGGCUGUACCGCGAGCACCAGGUGGAGGCGGCGUUGCUCAAGUACAACGAGGCGGUGCGCUUAGCUCCAAAUGACCACUUGCUUUAUAGCAACCGGUCUCAAAUUUAUUUCACCUUGGAGUCUCAUGAGGACGCGCUGCAUGAUGCAGAAAUAGCAUGUAAGCUCCGCCCACUGGGUUUCAAGGCACACUUCAGAAAAGCACAAGCCUUAGCCACCUUAGGCAAGGUGGAGGAAGCACUAAGGGAGUUUCUGUAUUGUGUGUCCCUGGAUGGAAAGAACAAAAGAGCAAGAUCUGAAGCCCAGAGGGACAACCCGGAGCUCCCACGCUGUUCUAGUCAGGAGGAAGCAGCUGCGGGGGGAGACCGCGGCAGCCUGGCAAACCCAGUUAAAGUAGAGGGGGAGGGGAAGCAAGGCGACCAGAAAGGCCAGGCAGGAGACAAGGCGGAGAAGGGGGACGCGGCCUCUGCAGAAGCUGCCUCCACCAAGGCUGGCAAAUGCCACGAAAAGAAAAGGAAGCAUUGUCAAAUUGAAACCCAAGAUCCAGAGGUGCCUGCAAAAGCCUUGAAGCCAGAUCCUCUGGCUGAGCAGGGGGCCGAGGCUGCUGUCAGUGCUCCACUGCCAUCUUUUGUGGAUGCGUCUGACCUUGAAUGCGCCCUGUGUAUGAGAUUAUUCUAUGAGCCAGUCACAACACCUUGUGGACAUACAUUUUGUUUAAAAUGCCUUGAAAGAUGCCUAGAUCACAAUGCAAAGUGUCCACUGUGCAAAGAUGGUCUUGCACAGUGCUUGGCAUCCAGAAAAUACAGCAAAAAUGUCAUAAUGGAAGAGCUAAUAGCUAAAUUCCUUCCAGAAGAACUCAAGGAACGAAGGAGGCUUUAUGAGGAAGAAAUGGAAGAACUUUCUAACUUAAAUAAGAACGUGCCUAUUUUCGUGUGUACUAUGGCCUAUCCCACCGUUCCUUGUCCCCUGCACAUCUUCGAGCCUUGUUACCGCCUGAUGAUUCGUAGAUGCAUCGAGACAGGCACAAGGCAGUUCGGCAUGUGCCUUGGAGAUCCCGUCAAAGGGUUCGCGGAAUACGGCUGCAUCCUGGAGAUCAGAAAUGUGCAGUUCUUUGCUGACGGCCGCUCGGUGGUGGACAGCAUAGGCAAGAGGCGCUUCCGGGUCCUCCAUCAGGGCCACCGAGAUGGCUACAAUACAGCUGACAUUGAAUACAUUGAGGACCAAAAGGUUCAAGGAGACGAUUAUGCUGAGCUCAUGGGAUUGCAUAAUUGUGUCUAUGAGCAAGCGUCAUCGUGGUUUCAUUCGCUCAAAUCAUCUCUGAAGAAUCGGAUAAUCAGUCACUUCGGUCCCAUGCCAGAGAAAGAUGCUGAUCCCCAGGUUAACCCAAAUGGCCCAGCCUGGUGCUGGUGGACGUUAGCGGUUCUCCCACUGGAAAGCCGAGCUCAGCUCCCAUUCCUAGCUAUGAGGUCCUUAAAGGAUAGACUGAACGGCAUUCGGCGAGUCCUGGCCUUUAUAUCCCGAAACCAAAACUAGUGAGAGUGGAUUGCUGAAGAGGAAGCCCCACCCUCCCCACCGCCCUUGGGGGAGUCAUCUUGUAAAUAUAUCUAAUUGCAAUAACAUCUUAACAGAAGGAAGUAUCAAACAGGCAUUUCCUUGCUGUUGGUCACAGAGAGAAAAUGUGUAGAAAGACCAAAAGCAUGGGCCCUGUUUGAAACUUUCUGUCUUAAGAUGCUUCUUGACAUGCUGCACAACGACAUGCUCAGCAGAGGUGUUUAAAAGCCCAGAAGAAAAAAAUUCCUUUGAUUUCGACAUAAACUUUUCCGAAAGUUUAAAGUGGUUUUGCUUUAAUUUUCUUUCUUGCAUAGUUAAGUGUGUGGUUGACAUGUGACGCGCAGAUACUAAUAAUGUUGUGUUAUUUCACUGACUUGAGUUCUCAUUCCACAUGGUUCAGGUUUUAUACAGCAUUGUGUAAAAUAAGGUUCAUCGUUCUAUCCAUUUUAAUAAUUUAUUUUUUGCACUACUGUAUUUUUUUUCUACAUGUGUGUUUGUGACUAUUUAAGUGUAUGUUACCGAGAAGCCAGUUACUUUAUUUAUUAACGUGGUUUACCGUGUACCAAGGGGGAAGUAACAGUACUAGAAAUGUGCCAUUUUUGCUUUUAUCACAUGUAACUGUGAUUCUUAAACCAGUUCUCGAACGAUUUCCGGAUCUACCCCAUUGGAAGGUUAGAGGAAGUUCAGGGUCACAUAGAGAUUACUGAUCUUCGCAGGUUCCAUUUGGCUUUCAGUUUGAGUUCAACAAUAUAAGAUACGCAAGGGAUUUGGCAUACAUUAUGGAAUAAGCCAGGGUGAGGUAAAAUAAUCCAUUCUCUCUGUAUUAUAUGGAGUAGGGCUGAAGGAAUGACUUUCUUUCAACCAAGAGAUGAAUCUGAGGGGUGUCUUUCAGAACAAUCUGUUGUAGGCAUUUAUCUCAACAAUCUAAUUACAGUGUACCUCAUUUCUCCCCAGUGCAGUUAGGAGUGGGAUUCUGAGGCAGGAUGAUUUUUAACCCUUCAGAGGGAAUGGUUUUCAGUCUGGCACAUCAUAGCCCCCAUACCCCACCUCUUCGCAGGGUUCUGGGAAUCACGACUUCACUAGCACUCCUGCAAACACAUGAAGAAAAGCUCUUUGUUAUUAAAAUGCAAUGAAGCCAGUAGAAAUGGUAGAACCCUUUAAAAAAAACCAGAAAAACUAUCUUUUCGGUUUGUAAAA
Molecule: messenger RNA, 3501 nt
Organism: Neogale vison (American mink)
Lineage: Eukaryota; Metazoa; Chordata; Mammalia; Carnivora; Mustelidae
Gene: LONRF3
Product: LON peptidase N-terminal domain and ring finger 3
Exons: 12
Coding region: 1-2286 (761 amino acids)
Molecular function (GO): metal ion binding; protein binding
Source: RefSeq, a predicted model, not a curated record